Messenger RNA from Lepisosteus oculatus (spotted gar), 1714 nucleotides. RefSeq names its product tpd52 like 1 (gene tpd52l1). Gene Ontology annotation, biological process: positive regulation of apoptotic signaling pathway; positive regulation of MAP kinase activity. Lineage: Eukaryota; Metazoa; Chordata; Actinopteri; Semionotiformes; Lepisosteidae. The record is from RefSeq and is a predicted model, not a curated record. Gene Ontology annotation, cellular component: cytoplasm.
GAAAAGUUUGAUCAGCAUUUUAGAAGCUCGUUGUAAAAUUAAUUUAUUUUAAAGUGCGUCUUAUUUGAGCUUUUACUCACUCGAAGGAAUAAAAGUAGCGUGUGUUCUCAGCGCUUUAAGGCAGUAAUAAUAAUAACCUUCAGUGCCGUUUGCGCGGUGAGGAGGCUGUGGCUCCGCCCUGCGGGAGCUGGGGUGUGAGUGACAGCAGAGAGACCAGGAGUCAACACAGGCGGCCGGACGGACCGGCCUCGGCUUCAGAACUGGUGAGGCAGACGAGGGCCGCUCAGAACUGGUUCUGGACUGGAAACCGGCACUGCGCCGCUAACAUGGAGAGCAGACAGCACGGUCUGCUGGAGACAGAGCCCCUACAAGAAGUAGAUGAAGAUGUGGUUGCAGAGGUUGACCUGAACAACAGUGUUUCGGAAGAGGAGAGAGAGGAAAUACAAACAGAGCUAGCUAAGUUAGAAGAAGAAAUCGCUGCACUGAAGCAAGUCCUGGCUGCCAAGGAAAAACACCAUGCUGAGCUUAAACUGAAGCUGGGAAUGAACCCAUUGAACGACCUGAAACAGAAUGUCAGCAAAAGCUGGCAUGAGGUGCAAACAUCCACAGCGUAUAAAAAGACACAGGAGACACUGAGCACUGCUGGACAGAAGGCUACAGCAGCUCUGAGCAACGUGGGCACAGCCAUCAGCAGGAAGUUCGGUGAUAUGAGAUCACAUUCAAUUGGCUACUCUAUUCGUCACUCCAUGAGCAUGCCUGCGAUGAGGAAUUCACCCAGCUUCAGGUCCUUUGAAGAGAAGGUUGAAAGCACAGUAUCCACGUUAAAGACAAAGGUGGGUGGAUCCAGCAGCAGCAGAGGGAGUUUCGAAGAGGUCCUGUCGUCCACCGCCCACGCCAGCGCCCAGGACCCCCCGGUGGCAGUGAGGCUGCUGGAGAGCGGAGAGAGGACCUGCUAGCUCUGCGCUCACGCGCCUGACCACACGCUGCUCUGGGGGGCAGAGACCAACACCCCCUCUUUCCCCACAGCGUAAAAUGAAACUACUCUUACAUCCGGUCUCCCGAGUGGCUCUGUCUGCGUACCAGCUCAAAAAGGAGUGAAGUUAUCCCUCCACUGCCACAUUCUCCGAGUUAUUUUUAUGUAUGCUUUUCACAAUCUACACCAAAGUUCAGGAGUCAUUUAACAAGAACAGUAAUGAAAAUACUCUACAUUUACUUUUUAAAUAAACCCCCCUCCCCUAUCUUUUGGUGUUAAAUGUAUAAAGUUAAAUUUUCCUUGUCAUUUCCCUAUUCAUCAGAAGAAAACGUUUAACUUUUUUGUACCAAGACUUAAAAUACUGUAUAUAACGAUGCAAUCUUAUAAAUAAGUAUUUGAGUCAUACAAUCACCUACUGUAUACCCCCGUAAUUAAUAAACUGUGAGUCCCUUAAAAUGAUUAACUUUAAAUCUUCUGUUCCUUUGUAUAUUUACACUUUGUGACUUUAACAUUCUUAGAUUUGUAAGUAUUUUUGUUUCUAUGGAUGAAGGGCAAAAGUGUGUUUAAGCCUGUAGUAUUGUACUGAAGGAUUUAAAACUCUGAGCAUUGUGUGUACACUUUACUCCUUUUAUUAUUUAUGUCUUUCAGUAAUGUUAUGUACUUCUGCUGCAAACCUGACAAAAUUUUAUUAUAUGUGCUUGUUAAUCUAGUUUCAGAAUAAAGGUUUUGCAUGUGACUGGA